GCUAGCGCUGACGUCCACUUCUGCACCACAAUGGCGUCGCUGACGGCAGAUAUGCAGAAACACCGGCCCGUUUCUGUAACAUCACCUAAAAAACAAAGCAAGAUGUUGACUCAAAGGAGGGUUAGACUUCUGGACAAUGGUGUGCUUUUAAUGCUGUCGUUUGCAGCAAUGCUGCACUGUGCUCUUGCUGACGGGAAAACGUUGGUUCUACUGGACAACCUCAACAUUAGAGACACCCAUUCAAUGUUCUUCCGUAGUCUGGCAGAUCGUGGAUUUGAUCUCACUUUCAAGACCGCUGACGAUCCUUCUCUAUCCCUAAUAAAAUAUGGCCAGUUCCUGUAUGACCACUUAGUCAUCUUUUCACCAUCUGUUGAAGACUUUGGAGGGAAUAUUAAUGUGGAGACCAUUACAUCUUUCAUUGAUGGUGGAGGAAAUGUCCUGGUUGCUGCAAGUUCAGAUAUCAGUGAUCCUCUGAGAGAACUGGGCAGCGAGUGUGGCAUUGAGUUUGAUGAGGAGAAAACUGCCGUUAUUGACCAUCACAACUACGAUGUCUCAGAUCCUGGAGAGCACACUCUAAUUGUUGCUGACCCUGAGAACCUGCUCAAAGCUCCCACUAUUGUCGGAAAACCCACCAACAAACCGGUUUUAUUUAAGGGCGUUGGAAUGGUAGCUGACCCUGAAAACCCUCUAGUCUUGGACAUCCUCACUGGCUCUUCCACAUCUUACUCCUUCUUCCCAGACAGACCAAUUUCUCAGUAUCCCCAUGCUGUCGGCAAAAACACAUUGCUCAUUGCUGGGCUUCAGGCCAGAAACAAUGCCAGAGUGGUUUUCUGCGGGUCUCUGGAGUUUUUCAGUGAUGCCUUUUUUAACUCAGCUGUGCAAAAGGCCACACCGGGAUCUAAGAGACAUGAGAAAACAGGGAACAUGGAGUUGGCAGAGGCUCUGUCUCGCUGGGUGUUCAAGGAGGCUGGAGUUCUUAGGGUGGGAGCUGUUACCCACCAUCCUGUGGGAGAAACCACUCCCCCAGCAGCAUACACCAUCACUGAUCUUGUGGAAUACAGCAUUGUCAUUGAGAUGCUGUCCGAGGGCCGCUGGGUUCCCUUUGAUGGAGAUGACAUUCAACUGGAGUUUGUGAGGAUUGAUCCCUUCGUAAGAACUUACCUCAAGAAAAACGGAGGAAAAUACAGUGUUCAGUUCAAGUUGCCUGAUGUGUACGGAGUCUUUCAGUUUAAGGUGGACUACAACAGACUGGGAUACACACACCUUUACUCCUCUACCCAAGUGUCAGUGCGCCCCCUACAGCACACUCAGUACGAGCGCUUUAUCCCCUCAGCUUUCCCGUAUUAUGCCAGCGUCUUCUCUAUGAUGACAGGUCUUUUCAUCUUCAGCAUAGUUUUCUUGCACAUGAAAGAGAAGGAGAAGUCAGACUAAAUUAGAGGAACAACAGGGAUGUGAAAAAUGAGAUUAUAAAUUUGAACUUGUGAAGAACUUAAAUUGAGUCUUUGACUGCAGUCUUGGGUAACAAUACAGUGUCUUUUUAUUUGUUUGGGGUCUGAAGGCAAAGGGUGAUCCUGAGUUUUUUUUUAAUUUCUGCUAUGAAAUAAUUUAAAGACCUGUCCAUGUUCUGAUGUUAGUGUUUUUAUAAAGUUGCUUUACGUUGACAAAAGUAUCGAAGUCAAGCACUUGUCUUGGGCCAUAAGUGAAUCCAGAAAAGAUUGACACUAGCUUCAAAAAUCACAGUAAUUAAUUGUAGUGACCUCAUGCACUGAAAAUGCCAUUUUGUUUCUGAUAUGGAUGGUUUCCAAUAAAAUCUGGAGUCUUCAUAAUAAAGUACUGACAUUCCA
This is a messenger RNA of Cynoglossus semilaevis (tongue sole), 1844 nucleotides long. RefSeq names its product dolichyl-diphosphooligosaccharide--protein glycosyltransferase subunit (non-catalytic) (gene ddost). The transcript has 11 exons. Bases 31 to 1431 code for a protein of 466 amino acids. NCBI's taxonomy places the organism in Eukaryota, Metazoa, Chordata, Actinopteri, Pleuronectiformes, Cynoglossidae. Gene Ontology annotation, cellular component: oligosaccharyltransferase complex; endoplasmic reticulum membrane. The record is from RefSeq and is a predicted model, not a curated record.